AACAAUCCUUGGAUAAUUUAAUAUACCUACAGGCUACAAGCUGCGAGCCUUACUUAUUACUUGUAAUUCUGUGAUCAAUUUGCAUUCGGAUAACUUACAUAAAAUCGUUUCGUCUAUUGAAGAUUUUGUAAAAAAAAUCGUAAGAUGACUACUUUACGACCUUUCAGUUGUGACGAUUUAUUUAAAUUUAAUAAUGUCAAUUUAGACACUCUUACAGAAACCUAUGCAAUACCUUUUUACAUGCAAUAUUUAGCUCAUUGGCCUGAGUACUUCCAAGUUGCAGAAUCACCUACUGGAGAAAUAAUGGGUUAUAUUAUGGGCAAAGCUGAAGGACAACUCGACAACUGGCAUGGUCAUGUAACGGCAUUAACUGUCGCUCCAGAAUACCGUAGACUGGGGGUAGCUGGCUUCUUAAUGAAUUGGCUUGAAGAAAUAUCUGAAAAGAAAGACGCGUGGUUUGUUGAUCUUUAUGUUCGAGUCAGCAACACAGUGGCCAUAUCUAUGUACAAGAGUCUUGGAUAUACAGUUUAUCGUACCGUGUUGGAGUACUAUUCAGGAGACCCAGAUGAAGAUGCAUAUGAUAUGAGAAAAGCGCUAUCCAGAGACGUAGAAAAAAAGUCGAUAAUACCCUUAGAACAUCCUGUGAGAUUAGAUGACUGUGAUUAGAUUGUCAAUACGUAUACUAUAAAUAUAUAUUUUAAUUUGAGAUUAAA
Molecule: messenger RNA, 713 nt
Organism: Adelges cooleyi (spruce gall adelgid)
Lineage: Eukaryota; Metazoa; Arthropoda; Insecta; Hemiptera; Adelgidae
Gene: Naa20A
Product: N-alpha-acetyltransferase 20
Exons: 6
Coding region: 145-666 (173 amino acids)
Biological process (GO): N-terminal peptidyl-methionine acetylation
Cellular component (GO): NatB complex
Molecular function (GO): protein-N-terminal amino-acid acetyltransferase activity
Source: RefSeq, a predicted model, not a curated record